AGACAACAUCCGCUCGCGUUCAAAGAAAGGAAAUUACUCACGCUUUUGUUUAAGUCUGGGAGUGGACACUGCACUAUCUACUCUCCUUCCCUCUCACUCUUCUUCUCACUCUGUAGGAGGACGCUGCCAGUCUUGAGGGAGAGAGAAGAAGAAGAAGAGGAAAAAGACGAAGAGAAGCUAGAUAAAAGGAGGAAGAUCAGAAAACCAAAUAAAACCAACAAAAAGAUAUACCCAGAAGAAAUAAUAUAGAAGAAGAAACACCACGAUGGCUGAUAAUCUAAGAAGAACUGUGAUAGUGGUGAUAGCGAUGUUCGUGAUGGUGACAGCGGUGAAGAGUCUGCAUGGCGUAAAUUCGGACGAUCGGGGAAGUCCUUGCCAGCAGAUGAGAGGAGAGUGUCGCGCGAAGACUUACCAGACGGACGAUGAGGCGGUGUUCCGAAAUGUGUCCUGCUAUUGCACACAUGGCGAGGAGGUUUCGCAGUACCUGGAGACGCUGGGAUCCGCCAACUGCAUGAACGUUUUCGGUGAGCAGGUGGACUUUUCCAUCCUGCACAUUGUGGGCUGCAACGUGACCUCCCAGGCGCCCCUCCAAUCCCUGCUGAACACCUUCCGGAGGACGUCUGACCACAUGGAGCUGUACGUGGAGGGCAGCGGCUGGCUCUCCCUGGCCUCCCCCUCCCUCGCCUCCCCCUCCCUCGCCCUGGCCCGCCCCCCGCACACCAUCACUGCAACAUUUCUCAACAGCAACAUGAGCGGCAUGCCGGCGGACGUGGUGAGCGGGGCCGCCGUGAGUGCCAGCGUGGUCAUGGAGGGGUGUCAGGCCGGGGUGCUGGAUGCCCGCUCCUUCUCGGGCUACGGCGCUGAUGCCAACGUCACCAUCGCCUUCAGGGACACCAAAAUCCUGACCGUGAAAAAGGGGGCGUUUGACCUCCCGCGGAAGGCCCAGAUGGAGGUGCGGGGCGGGGAGAUCCUGAAGUUCGAGGGCUUCAGCUACUCAGGCGGCGCCGAGCUCACCCUGGACGGCGUGAAGGGAGCCAUCCUGCUGCAGUCUGCCCUCAGCAUCUACGGCCUGAAGAAGCUGAGCGUUACCAACUGUUCCGUGGCGGCUGUGUACUUCAAAGCCCUUGGCCACCGACCCCCGAGCUACGCCAGAAACAUAACAAUAGGCGGUGGCGUGGAGGAGGGGAGCGAGGCCACCUUCUCCAACAACAAGUUCAUGGAGGGGAACGGACAAGCCUUCGCCCAACUCUGCAACUUCGCCAAAAUCAAAUGGCACAACAACACUGUCCUGACGACCAACGGCAUGCCCCUUAGAGUUCAGGGUCCUGAGUGCAGCACGCCGCGGAACUGGUCCCUCGUGUUUUCCUUCAACAGUAUCAGCUGUGAACGAUGUACUGACUUUACCAACCCAGACGCCCAGACGUGCGCCCUGUUCGCCAGCAGUUACUGUAUUAGCUGUGAGACGCCCUUAGAUGGAUGCUACGAGCCUGUGCUGCCCUACGUGACCUCCAAGUGCCAGGCCUCACACCCCGACCUCGCCAACGCCCUCCGUGACACCUGCCCCGCCGCCAUCAGUAAGAGGACGCCCAAGGCACUCUAUUCACAAAGCAGCGGCGACAAAUCUGCUGCCUCGCUCCGCCGCCCCCUGGCCCUUGGUGUGGCGCUGUGUGUGUCUGUGUUGCUGUGUGUGGCGGUGUGAGGAAAGGUUUUGUGUGUGGGGAGGGGGGCUGUGGUACGUGUGUGUGUGUGUGUGUGUGUGUGUGUGUGUGUGUGUGUGUGUCCAGGUAAGUAUUAGUUAACAUUUGAAACUUGUAUAAUAUUUUUUCUCUGUUACCUGGUUAGUAAUCCCCAGGUGUUGAUGUGGUUGUGUUUGUGCCAAUAUUCCUAUACGACAUUCCAUUCGCCUGAGAUUAUUACAGGUACAAACUUAAGCAUUGUGAUCAUGGGUUGUAAGUUAUACCUCACUGUUCACCAUCAUACACACAACUGCAGGACAGGUGACGCCUAAUAAGCGACAGUGUUGUGUGAUGAUGCAACGCUUCCUUUCAUGUGCAAACUUUAAUUUAUAUUCUACUUGUUACUUUGUACUGAAAAUAGAAUGACCAAUAAGC
Messenger RNA from Eriocheir sinensis (Chinese mitten crab), 2111 nucleotides. RefSeq lists its product as uncharacterized. The transcript has 9 exons. Bases 266 to 1699 code for a protein of 477 amino acids. Lineage: Eukaryota; Metazoa; Arthropoda; Malacostraca; Decapoda; Varunidae. The record is from RefSeq and is a predicted model, not a curated record.